AUGCUAUUCAGUUGCUCUCCACCAAAUGAUGCUAUUCAGUUGCCCUCUCCAUCCCAUCAUGCUAUUCAGCCACCCUCUCCACUCCAUCAUGCUAUUCAGUUGCCCUCUCCAACACAUGAUGCUAUUCAGUUGCCCUCUCCACCACAUGAUGCUUUUCAGUUGCCGUCUCCACUCCAUGAUGCUAUUCAGUUGCCCUCUCCACUCUGUGAUACUAUUCAGUUGCCCUUUCCACCACAUGAUGUUUUUCAGUUGUCCUCUCCACCAUAUGAUGCUAUUAAGUUGCUCUCUCCACCACAUGAUACUAUUCAGUUGCCCAUUCCACCACAUGAUGCUAUUCAGUUGCCCUCUCCACCACAUGAUGCUUUUCAGUUGCCCUCUCCACCCCAUGAAGCUUUUCAGUCGCCCUCUCCACCACAUAAUGCUUUUCAGUCGUCCUCUCCUCUCCAUGGUGCUAUUCAGUUGCCCUCUCCACCACAUGAUGCUAUUCAGUUGCCCUCUCCACCACAUGUUGCUAUUCAGUUGCCCUCUCCACCACAUAAUGCUUUUCAGGCGCCCUCUCCACUCCAUGAUGGUUUUUGA
Mercenaria mercenaria is the source of this 579-nucleotide messenger RNA. RefSeq lists its product as uncharacterized. The record is from RefSeq and is a predicted model, not a curated record. NCBI's taxonomy places the organism in Eukaryota, Metazoa, Mollusca, Bivalvia, Venerida, Veneridae. The coding region runs from base 1 to 579 and encodes 192 amino acids. The transcript has a single exon.